Penicillium canescens is the source of this 1797-nucleotide messenger RNA. RefSeq names its product MFS transporter. Gene Ontology annotation, biological process: transmembrane transport. Bases 1 to 1797 code for a protein of 598 amino acids. NCBI's taxonomy places the organism in Eukaryota, Fungi, Ascomycota, Eurotiomycetes, Eurotiales, Aspergillaceae. The record is from RefSeq and is a predicted model, not a curated record. The transcript has a single exon. Gene Ontology annotation, molecular function: transmembrane transporter activity.
AUGGCCACAGAGAUGCACUCGGCCAAGAACCUGCAGCUCCCGCACAAGGUUCCUUUCUGGCGACUUGUUACCAACCCUGGCGCGAUCACCCAAGAUGUGGCAGACUAUCCUUACGCCGGAUCAGGGACUGAAGAUGAUCCAUAUGUGGUUCAGUGGCUUCCUAACGAUUUUCGAAACCCUCUCCAGCUGAAGCCCGCUUUGAAAUGGCUCAUCACUGUCGUCGCGGCCCUCGAGACACUAGUCGUCGCUCUAGUCUCGUCGGCAUAUACUGGAGGCAUUAUUCAAAUCGAAGAACAAUUCGGAGCGACAACGGAGAUUGCGACUUUGGGUGUAUCACUCUACGUGCUCGGAUUCGCCUUGGGUCCCCUUCUGUGGGCUCCAAUGAGCGAGCUUUUCGGCCGUCAAUCUGUCUUCAUUACUACGUACUGCGGCCUGACCAUCUUUUGUGCUGCCUGCAUUGGCGCGAAGAACAUUGAGAGUCUGCUGGUCUUUCGAUUCUUGGCCGGUGCUUUUGGUUCCUCGCCGUUCACCAACUCUGGUGGUGUCAUUGCCGACAUGUUUAUGGCCCGCGAGCGAGGUCUGGCUCUGUCGGCCUUUGCAUUGGCCCCCUUCCUCGGACCUGUCAUUGGACCUAUCGCCGGUGGAUUUCUCGGUAUGGCCGCGGGAUGGAAAUGGGUCAUGGGCCUGUUGACCAUCCUCUGUGGUGUGAUGUGGUUCCUGGGAGCCGCAUUGAAGCCCGAGACUUAUGCCCCCGUUCUCCUACGUCAGCGCGCGAAGACUCUCUCCAAAUUGACUGGCCGGGUGUACUACAGCAAACUGGACAUUGAUCAGGGACGUGUCACUCUCAAGGCUGCCUUGAAGACUUCUCUCUCGCGGCCCUUUAUCCUUCUGUUCCGCGAACCUAUCGUUCUGCUGCUCUCAAUUUACCUUGCUAUCAUCUACGGAACCCUCUACAUGCUUUUCGGUGCAUUCCCAAUUGUGUAUGAGCUUCAUCGUGGAUGGAACCAAGGUGUUGCUGGUCUCGCCUUCCUUGGUGUUAUGGUGGGUAUGCUCUGUGCUAUCGCCUAUUCAAUUCCUGAAAAUUCGCGCUAUAUCAAACUCCUCGAUAAGGAGGGAGGUUACGCACCUCCGGAGGCCCGUCUUCCGCCGUGUAUGUUGGCCUCGCUUGCCCUUCCGAUUGGACUCUUUUGGUUUGCAUGGACCAAUUCUCCCUCUGUCCAUUGGCUUGCGAGCAUUGCUGCUGGAGUUCCAUUUGGAUUCGGAAUGGUCCUCGUCUUCCUCAGCGUCUUCAACUAUUUGAUUGAUGCCUACACCAUCUUUGCAGCCUCUGUCUUGGCCGCCAACUCCCUCCUCCGGUCCAUGUUCGGCUUCGCAUUCCCGUUGUUCACCUCAUACAUGUUUAAGAACCUGGGAAUCCACUGGGCAUCUUGUAUUCCAGCUUUCCUGGCCCUUGCAUGUGUGCCGUUCCCCUUCUUGCUUUACAAGUAUGGUCUUUCCAUUCGAAAGCAUUGCAAAUACUCUGCCGAGUCCGAGGCCUUUGUUCAGAGCAUCCUCCAGGGCAUGCAAAAGGUCACAGAGGAGCCUUCCGACAAGGAGGAACCCGAAAUUUACCACGCCCGAGAGCACGAUGCGACUUCGAUUUCCCAGGCAAAGGAACAGACUUCAGCAGAUGUCCACUCUGUCCACCGCACACUCUCACGCACAUCCACUCACACUAUACAUGCACACCGGGUCCCUACGUACGAGGCCAAUCCUUAUAACAUUGACCGUGUGCAUACCCGGGAAUCAUUUAGAUAA